Molecule: messenger RNA, 1544 nt
Organism: Lacerta agilis (Sand lizard)
Lineage: Eukaryota; Metazoa; Chordata; Lepidosauria; Squamata; Lacertidae
Gene: PPM1M
Product: protein phosphatase, Mg2+/Mn2+ dependent 1M
Exons: 10
Coding region: 32-1468 (478 amino acids)
Biological process (GO): protein dephosphorylation
Molecular function (GO): protein serine/threonine phosphatase activity
Source: RefSeq, a predicted model, not a curated record
GGUGCGGAACCUUUGUUGACCCUUUCGCUUCAUGUCUUCGGACUGGUUCAAGAGGCGCUUCUUGAGCGCGGCGAGCCGAGGGAAAGGCGCUCCUCAGCAGCAGCUGCAGCAGCAGCCAACGGAGGAAGGAGAGAUACGGCCACAGCCGCAGCUCCCCCGGUUGCCGUACCGGCGGCCCAAACUCCUGCGCGGCGCUGCCUCGGCUGGGGAGAGACAGCCCGGCAAGCGCCCCAUCGCCUGCCCGCCACGAGACAAGCCCCUCCAGUGGAACGCGGGCUAUGCAGAAACCAUCAACGCAGAAAAAUCAGAAUUCAAUGAAGACCAAGCAACGUGCUGUCAUAUCUCUAUUAGGAAGAGGGAACAUGGCAAAGAAGAGGACCAGGAGUGGCUGAUUCUGUGCACUACUGAGUAUCUGACUGGCCACUACUGGGCACUGUUUGAUGGUCAUGGUGGACCAGAAGCAUCUAUCUUGGCCUCCAACUACUUGCACUGUUGCAUCAAGCAGAAAUUGGAGGAUGUGGUGGAAGGCAUCACUCAAGACCGUCCCCCGAUGCACCUCAAUGGGCAGUGCGUUUGCCAAAGUGACCCACAGUUCGUGGAAGAAAAACAAAUUCGGCAGGAGGAUGUGGUAAUUGGAGCCCUGGAGAAGGCCUUCCAGGAAUGUGAUGAUGUAAUUGGUCAGGAGAUGGAAGCUACUGGCCAAUCAGGAGGUUGUACUGCACUAGCUGCACUUUACUUGCAGGGAAAGCUCUAUGUGGCAAACGCAGGUGACAGCAGGGCACUCCUUGUUCGAAAACAAAGCAUUGUCCCCCUGAGUACUGAAUUCACUCCAGAAACAGAGAGGCAGAGAAUCCAACAUCUGGCUUUCGUGUACCCAGAGCUUCUGGCAGAUGAAUUCAUACGGUUUGAGUUUCCAAGGAGAUUGAGAGGAGAUGAUGUGGGCCAGAAGGUCCUUUAUCGAGAUUACUCAAUGGAAGGCUGGGGAUACAAGACGGUAGCAAAAGAUGACCUCAAGUAUCCUCUUAUCCAUGGACAUGGAAAACAGGCUCGCUUGCUAGGCACUCUGGCCGUUUCACGAGGCCUGGGAGAUCAUCGGUUGAGAGUUAUUGAAACAGAUGUUGAAGUCAAGCCUUUCCUGUCCUGCAUUCCAAAGGUUGAAGUAUUAGACUUUGCCAAACUAAACGUCAAGGAAGGCGAUGUCCUCAUCAUGGCAACUGAUGGCCUUUGGGAUGUUAUGUCCAAUGACGAUGUGGCUCAUAUUGUCAGGAAUUUUGUCCAGGAGAACACAUCUGACCCAUACAGGUUUACAGAACUAGCCAAGUGCCUGGUGCAGAAAGCAAGGGGAAAGGAGGAUGGAUACUACUGGACUAUGGGCAGUAACAGGCCUGCUUCUUAUGAUGACAUUUCUGUGUUUGCAAUUCCACUGUACAACAAUGGAAUUGCAAACACAGUCCUGAACACCCCAUGACUACUGAGCAAGUGAUGAUUGUCAUUUGGGUAUUAUUGCCAUUAGUGACACCAUAUCCUAGCCAACAGCUGCUGUG